AUGCGAGGAAACUCUGGUCGUCUUCAAGCUCUGUUCUGUAAAGAAGAGAUCUGUUCGGAGUUUAUGCGCAUUACUAUGAAGGACCUGUUGGAUACCUUCAUGAAUGCUCUAGAUGCCUAUUCCAUUCGACUGAUUAAACUCUUCCGGGCCAGAAAAGCUGCCUAUCAUAACGAAAUGGAUCUCCUUCUACAGGUAUCUGACAGCCAGGGACUACCCUUACUCGUUCGGGACACUGCGAGCAAGCUGUUUCGGACAUGCCUGGACACGGACCCAGUUGAGAGUAUCGCCAAGGAUAUGAAGGUUGGAAUCGUCAAAGUUCUGAAGGACUACACCGGACCUGCUGUAGAGCCCACUGUCAUCAAUAUUGCCAUUGUGCUGGAGGAGGACAUUGUUCUUGAUGAGCUGCUUCUGAUGGACUUAUUUGACACCAGCCUGCUCCCAGCGAGUGAGGAGUCUGAAAACUAA
Knipowitschia caucasica is the source of this 465-nucleotide messenger RNA. The record is from the annotation of a GenBank genome assembly. NCBI's taxonomy places the organism in Eukaryota, Metazoa, Chordata, Actinopteri, Gobiiformes, Gobiidae.